Messenger RNA from Parathielavia appendiculata, 1498 nucleotides. RefSeq lists its product as uncharacterized. The record is from RefSeq and is a predicted model, not a curated record. The transcript has 2 exons. NCBI's taxonomy places the organism in Eukaryota, Fungi, Ascomycota, Sordariomycetes, Sordariales, Chaetomiaceae. Bases 388 to 1356 code for a protein of 322 amino acids.
AGCGUUUAACCGCCGGUUCUCGCCCCUUGGCAACCCUAACAGGGUUUGCCACUCUCCUUUAUUCUUCUGCCAACAUCGCCGUCGAGCAGCUUUUUUGCUUCCUCACCGCCGACAGGGAGGACACAUCGUGACGUCGUCCUUGCCUUCACCGGGCUGGCCCCCCUCCUUUUUGACCACGCUUUCAACAACAAUCUUGACUGGCCACCUCCUGGUGGGGAAGCUGUGCUGGCGGCAGGACUGGAACACCGACCCUUUCGUUAUCCCGUUCUUAAUGCGAUCAAACCUCGACCGGGCGAGCCGCGGGAGGGCAGCUGAAUUAAAAAGAAACAGGGUAGAUACCCUCUAAUUCAAGAGCAAGAGGAGGAUACAAAGGCACAGAACACCACGAUGCUUUGGCAACGGACAUUUGUCGCCUCCUUCCUGGCGAUAGGGGCGUAUGCUGGAAUCGGGGAUUUUAUCAUGGAGGGACUGAGGCGCAACAGCCCAGGGGUGGAACGGAGGCUAGAAGAGAUGGCCAGGGCAAACGUUAGGAGUUUCUUACAGGCGAGGCAGUCAGCAGGGUUGGGCGGCAGCAGCAACACACCACUGAAUGCCGAUGGCAGUCUGGACAUGGCGGCUUGGAACGAGGCGGCCAACACGGCGUGCCGGGACGCGCUGAGGAGUAUGCAACGGGCAUCGAACCCAUCCGGCGCCUGUGUGUGUUACAACCUGCCGCUACUCGACAACUCGACGGGGACAUUCGAGGCCGAUUUGAGGUUAUUCCAGCUGAGCGAACCGACGGGCGAUUUCCAGGGGAUACCGCAAGACAAGAUCGAGAUUGAGCUCAGCUACAAUGGCGCCUCGGUGUCUGAAGUAAGCCAGCAGGCGGCGACGCCCCUGAAGGUCCGGCAAGUCAACAGCGGGGAUCUUCCACUGCUGCAAUCCUACUUGUUCAUCGGACAGAUCGACCGAGACCGGAUGUCGGACGGGUUGACGAUCGAACUCCAAGCUCUCGUCGUGCCCAUGGUCACGCUCAAGGCCAUCAACGGCAACGGCCAAACCGUCAGCACCAACGUCUCGUCGAACGAAGCCUCCUUUGUCACAGGCUUCUUCUCCCAGGAGUUGGUCCUGAGCAACUUCACCAUGGCCCAGCUCGCCGUCGACGCGGAACUCGCCCGUCUCCGGAACGGCACCGUGGCCUUUGUGCUGCCCGGUGUCCAGCUCAUGAUUUUCCCCGUCGGUCUCAUCAUCACCAGCGUGUGGCUGGCGUUGGGGCUCCUCGCCUACGGCAUGGGCACAUAUGACAGGUACAACUUUAGGGAGAUGCAUCGGAGGAGAAUGGCCGUGGUGGAAAAGGGCCGUGUGGCCAGGAUUUAGGAGCCUUGUUUGCCGGUUGAAGAGUGGUCUCUUGGGCAAGCACGUCUGUUUCUCUCGUUUUUUUUAUAUGCUAAUACCAGAUGAUGUGCGAAAAGAGCAUGUUUGUUUUAUAUCGUCGUUAUUUUAUCAAGCAGCUCGAUAU